AAUUCAUCGCUUAGUUCACACUCUUUUACAGCCAAAUAAAAUUUCAGUUCUGAACCACACAAAAGAAUUAUCAAAUCACCAAAAACACAUACAAAAAACCAAGAGCAGUAGUAGUAGUAGUAGUAGUAUAAGAUGAAGAACACAAUGACAUGUAGGGAAAAUAACAAGAAGAGAUUUAGUGAUGAACAACUCAAGUCACUAGAAGGCAUGUUCCAGUCGGAUUCAAGGCCAGAGUCUCGGGCAAAGCAGAAGCUGGCCGGAGAGCUCGGGCUGCAGCCUCGCCAGGUGGCCAUAUGGUUCCAGAACAGGAGAGCCAGGUCAAGGACCAAACAGAUUGAAAGAGAGUACAACAUACUUAAGGGUAGUUAUAGCAACUUAGUUUCUAGUUUUGAGUCACUAAAGAGGGAGAAUCAAGAACUGAACAACCAGUUGCAGGAAGUGACGACCUUGCUGGGAAAAGAUGAAGGGAGUGGUGAAUUAGAGUCUGAUCACACUGAAAAGGGUAUAGAAGCUUCGUUUGAGUCAAAAGAUUUGAAGAGCUUUAAAAAAAUAGUUGAAGUGCAUCAUGGUGAUGAUAGUAACAGUAGAGAUGUUGAGAGUGUUGGGAAAGAAACUGAAGUUUUAGACCUGGCAUCAUCCAUCGAUGACUGGAGCUGUUUUGAGUCUGGCCAUUAUGUCGAUGAGCCCAACUGCUCUUCUUGGUGGGAGUUCUGGUCUUGACCAUUGCCACAAAUCAAGCUAAAUGAAAUAGUAGCACAAGCAAAUAUCUAUCACAAGUGCAAAAUCAUGCUUAGGAAGAAGAUCCAGAUACAGAGAACAAGUCAGAAGUCUAGUUAGUUCUUAUACUAAAAUUUCAUUUCCUUUUUUCUGAGAACAUGAAGUUUUUAAAUAUUAUUGAGCAACUCUAAAAAGAGGCCUGAGAAAAUUUUGUUGAGUAUGAAGUAAAUGGUACUAUACAUGA
Humulus lupulus (European hop) is the source of this 961-nucleotide messenger RNA. RefSeq names its product homeobox-leucine zipper protein ATHB-12-like. Gene Ontology annotation, cellular component: nucleus. The transcript has 2 exons. Gene Ontology annotation, molecular function: DNA-binding transcription factor activity, RNA polymerase II-specific; sequence-specific DNA binding. Gene Ontology annotation, biological process: positive regulation of DNA-templated transcription. Bases 133 to 720 code for a protein of 195 amino acids. Lineage: Eukaryota; Viridiplantae; Streptophyta; Magnoliopsida; Rosales; Cannabaceae. The record is from RefSeq and is a predicted model, not a curated record.